AUGCAAGUUCAUGAACGUGUUCAUACAGGUGAAAAACCUUAUAAAUGUAACGCAUGUGAAAAAAGUUAUGCCCAGAAAGUGGGCUUAAAAAUUCAUUUGGAACAGUGUCGAAAAUAUGUAAACUGCCAACAACAAAUUACUCCAAAUACAGAAUUGGAUAAUGCUAAAACGCUCGAUGGUUUAUUGCCUAAAUAUUUGAAUAUACCAGAUGGAAUAGCUGUAACAGCAAUGCAAUAUCCCACUUCACCAUCCGUAUCGUCAGGUCGUGAUUUGAUUAGUCCUUCAUUAGGCCUAAAAUUAUCAACCUUACCUGCAACCAGUGCAUGUAAUACAACUACAUUAAAUGCAAAUGAUGGAAUAAUAGAUCAGAUAGAUCGAAAUGAUAUAGCUGAUGAGCAGAUAGUGAAAUAUGGGAAUGAAACCAGUGAAAUCAAGCAAUCUGCAUUUCAUGGAGUCGUUCCAGAUCCAUAUAAAAACACUCUGCUCGAUCCAUAUGAUUCACAGUUUUAUGCUUACAAACAAUUUUUGGAAGGUGGUAACUCACCUGGAGCAUUAUUCUCACAGCAAAUGAUACUUCAAAGUCAACAAUUACAACUUCUUCUACAAUGUCCAGAACAAUGGUGUAAUGUUUUAACACAACCGAUUAGCGUUUAUCCGUCCAUAGCUACGUUACCAGUUCUUAAUUCAACCGCUCAACAAUCUACACCUCAUCUAACAGCAAUUAAUAUUUCAAAUGAUUUUGCACCUUCUUCUGUUAAGCAUGAAUCUGCCAUGCAUGUGUAA
This is a messenger RNA of Acanthocheilonema viteae, 783 nucleotides long. The record is from the annotation of a GenBank genome assembly. Lineage: Eukaryota; Metazoa; Nematoda; Chromadorea; Rhabditida; Onchocercidae.